Messenger RNA from Grammomys surdaster, 4219 nucleotides. RefSeq names its product LIM domain and actin binding 1 (gene Lima1). Gene Ontology annotation, molecular function: actin filament binding. The transcript has 11 exons. The record is from RefSeq and is a predicted model, not a curated record. Bases 109 to 2382 code for a protein of 757 amino acids. Gene Ontology annotation, biological process: actin filament bundle assembly. Gene Ontology annotation, cellular component: actin cytoskeleton; plasma membrane. NCBI's taxonomy places the organism in Eukaryota, Metazoa, Chordata, Mammalia, Rodentia, Muridae.
GCCCAGUAGCGACAGGUGCGCUGGGCAGACGGAGCGCAGGACCGAGGCAGCGCCGAGCCCCGACGGCUUUCCAGUCAGCCUACAGGUGUCUCAGCCUCUGUAGACAAGAUGGAAUCGACUCCGUUUAACAGACGACAGUGGACCUCCCUAUCACUGAGAGUGACAGCCAGAGAACUCUCUCUUGUCAACAAGAACAAGUCAUCAGCAAUUGUGGAAAUAUUCUCCAAGUACCAGAAAGCAGCUGAAGAAGCAAACAUGGAGAAGAAGAAAAACAACACUGAAAGUCUCCCCCAGCACUUUAGAAGAGGGACCCUGUCUGUCUUAAAGAAGAAGUGGGAGAACCCAGUGGCUGGGGCAGAAUCUCACACAGACUCGCUGCUGAACAGCAGCCCUGAGGGUGAGCACACAGCAGACCACCCUCCUGCUGAAGUGACGGACAAGGCUGCUCCUGGAGCUAGAGCUGACCGGGAAGAACAGACCCAGCCCAAACCUAGAUUUGGAUCUCGUCCGGAAGCUGUUAUUCAGUGUCGGUAUCCCCGCUCGGAGGACAGCCACGAUUUUAAAGCCCAGGCCACAGAGAGCCAAAAAAUGGAAAACUGUCUGGGAGAUUCCAAGCAUGAAGCAGAGAAGCCCGAAAUGAACGAAAACACAGAAACUUCAGGCAAAAUAGAGAAAUACAACGUUCCACUGAACAGACUAAAGAUGAUGUUUGAGAAAGGUGAACACAGCCAAAACAAGAGUCUCUGGACCCAAAGCCGAAAUGCAGGCGGAAGGAGGCUCUCUGAAAACAGCUGUUCCCUGGACGACUUGGAAAUAGGUGCUGGUCAUUUGUCUUCCUCCGCGUUCAACUCGGAGAAAAAUGAGAGUAAGCGGAACCUGGAGCUGCCACGCCUCUCUGAAACCUCCAUAAAGGACCGCAUGGCCAAGUACCAGGCGGCCGUGUCCAAGCAGAGCAGCCCAGCCAGCUACACAAGUGAGCUGAAAACCAGCGAAAAUAAAAUUCAUAAAUGGGAACAGAAGGAGAAUGUGCCCCCAGGUCCCGAGGCCUGCAGCAUCCAUCAGGAAGAGAGCAAGGUUUCUGCAACCGAGAAUAGCCUUGUGGCCCACUCUGUUCCUGCUGAAGAUGACACCUGUAACUCCCAGGUGAAGAGUGAGGCCCAGCAGCCUGUACACCCUAAGCCGCUGAGUCCUGAUGCCAGAACCUCCAGUCUUCCGGAAAAUUCUCCUUCCAAAACAGUGAAGAAAUUUCAGGCGCCUGCAAAGGAGAGCUGCGUGGAGUGUCAGAAGACGGUGUACCCCAUGGAACGUCUGCUGGCCAACCAGCAGGUGUUUCACAUCAGCUGUUUCCGAUGUUCCUACUGCAACAGCAAGCUUAGUCUAGGAACAUACGCAUCCUUACAUGGAAGAAUCUAUUGUAAGCCUCACUUCAAUCAACUCUUCAAGUCCAAAGGCAACUAUGACGAAGGCUUUGGGCACAAGCCGCAUAAGGAUCUGUGGGCAAGCAAAAGUGAAAAUGAAGAGACUUUGGGGAGACCAGCCCAGCCUCCAAAUGCAGGGGAGACCCCCCAUAGCCCAGGUGUGGAAGAUGCCCCCAUCGCUAAGGUCGGCGUGCUGGCUGCAAGUAUGGAAGCCAAGGCUUCCUCUCAGAGGGAGAGAGAGGACAAGCCUGCUGAGACCAAGAAGCUGAGGAUCGCCUGGCCUCCCCCAGCUGAGCUGGGCAGUUCAGGAAGUGGCCUGGAGGAAGGUUUCAAAGUAUCGAAGCCCAAGUGGCCUCCAGAGGAUGAAGUCUGCAAGACCGAGGCUCCCGAGGAUGUAGAUCUGGACCUGAAGAAGCUAAGGCGGUCUUCUUCGCUGAAGGAGAGGAGCCGUCCGUUCACUGUCGCAGCUUCCUUUCGAACCUCUUCCGUCAAGAGCCCCAAGACCUUGUCGCCAUCUCUCAGGAAAGGUUGGAGCGAGUCCGAGCAGAGUGAGGACUUUGGAGGAGGAAUAGUGACGGAAAGGAAACAAACAGAUAGUGCCAGGCCCUCUGGGGAGAAAGAGAAUGUGGGGAAAUCUCGCCGGCAGAGCGAGGACGCAGCGGCGGAGGAGGCGCCGAGGAGCAAGGACCGGCGUUCUUUCGAGCUGGAGAGUGAGAAUUUUAUAGAAAACGGCGCAGACAUAGCUGAAGAUGACAGCCGGGUCCUCGCACAGCAGUCUCCAUUAGAACCCGAGUCUCCGGCUUGGUCUGGGUUUGUAGACACCGCGGCUACUAAAGAAUUCACUACCCAGAAUCAGAAAUCCCAAGAUGUCGGGUUCUGGGAGGGGGAGGUGGUCCGAGAGCUGUCUGUGGAGGAACAGAUAAAGAGAAACCGGUACUAUGACGAGGACGAGGAUGAGGAAUGACCGGCCGCAUGGUGCCAGCCUUAGACUCCUGUCUUAGGAGUCUAAGCAACUCACUGCCCUUUAUCCAGUGGUGCCCAAAAACAGACAGCUUGGCGCCAAGGGUCGUUUAUGUGGGAGCAGCUUUGGAAAUGAAUUCCCGCUAGCAAAACAGAACAAACAACAAACAAACCCCAAACCAAUUCUAAGUGCAUUGUUGAAACACCAUCUUAAGCCUGGUGUAGUAGUACACACUUUUAAUCCCAGCACUCGGGAGGCAGAGGCAGGCGGGUCUCUCUUGAGUUUGAGGCCAGCCUGGUCUACAGAGCUAGUUCCAGGACAGCCAGGACUUCAAAGAGAAACCUUGCCUCAAAAACAAGACAAACACAAAAGAAACUCUCCAUUUUAGCAGGGGAGGGCUAAGCAGGGAUUUCUCUCACUGAUGCAGCCCAUUGUCCACUGCAUUCCCCCAAAUCAAUAUUACAGUGGCUAGAUAUUUAGAGGCACAUUUUCACACUACAAAGACUGUUGUGGAAUUAGAGGCGUCCAGGAGCCCACCUCAUGACCAGAGACACUUUAGUAUAAAGGGCACAGUGUAGCCAUUUUACCAAUUUCAUUUUUUAGUACUCAACUGCUGAAAUCCAAUAUUUAGUCUUUCAAGCUUUUUAAAUGCAUUUUCUUCCUCUGGUAGAUAUGGGAAGCUUACUGUCUUUCAUCCUACUUUCGGCAUUUUAAAUCACUGAGGCAGGAAACGGCAACCUUUGGCCAAGUGAGAUGGCUCGCCGGGGGAAAGGUGCUUGUUACAAAAGUCCAAGCACCCGAGUUCAAUCCCCAGCACCUACGUAAAGGUGAGAGAGCAGCCUGCACAAAGUUAUCCUCUGACAAAUGUCCCCUGUGUCACACAUGCCUAUCAUCAAUAAUAAUAAACAAGUUAAAAAAAAUACAGCCGACCUUACAAACACCUUUGAGACAGAGCCAACCUGUAUACUUCUGUGUCUGGAGAGACCGACAUUGUACCCACAUAAUCAGUGGUGUGUGCCAGUGUGUCUACCUGCACUCUGGGUAUUCGCCAUCUAUUCUGGUGGCUUCUCACACUUUACUGAAAGCUGCAGUGUUUCUAUAAGACCUUUUGGGUCACGGUUCACCACACUCCAAGUAAAACAGAACCUGAGAUCAGAUCUCCAAAGUCUCAGGGUUGAGGCAGAUCUUGUUAAUACUCGGAGGCUCUGAAAUGUGGUGAUUCUUAAGCCAGGUAAUACUUCCAGGGUUGCAUUAAAUCAGUCUUAGGUCUGUCUUCUUAGGCCGUGUCCUACUUUGAUUCAUUGCUAUGAUAAAACACUGGGCAGAAUCUCCUUAGAGGAGGAGGGUUUGUUUCCACUCACAGGCCACAGGCUAUGGGCCAUGGGCCACAGUCAAGGGAGCCUAGGCCAGAACCUGGAGGCAAGAACUGAUGCAGACCGUGUAGGAACACCGCUCGACGGACUCAGCUGGCUUUCUUAUACCACUUGGCCAGGGGUGGCGCUGCUCACAACAGAAGCACACAAGGCCCACAGGCUCACCUGUUAGAGGCAGUUCUCAGCUGAGAGUCCCACAGCCAGGUGAUUGUCAGGCUGGUAAACACUGAGGAGCACAGGCGGUUUUCUCCGGUAUUAAGGCUUUAGAACAUUAUAAAUGAGUGCAUUUCUUGUAUGUAACUGAUAGCCCAAAUUAUGUGUAUGGGGGGAGGGUGUUUUAAGGUAGAGGCCUUUUUGCAUUUGUAGAGAUUUAGCUCUGUUUUAGAGAUGUAAAAUAAUCUGUUUCCUUAUGGCCUUGUUUAUCCUAAAACAUUUUUAUUCAAUAAAGCUUUUAAUUUACAUUCCAA